Acanthochromis polyacanthus (spiny chromis) is the source of this 4983-nucleotide messenger RNA. RefSeq names its product eph receptor B4a (gene ephb4a). Gene Ontology annotation, molecular function: protein binding; ATP binding; transmembrane-ephrin receptor activity. Gene Ontology annotation, cellular component: neuron projection; plasma membrane. The transcript has 17 exons. Bases 897 to 3854 code for a protein of 985 amino acids. Lineage: Eukaryota; Metazoa; Chordata; Actinopteri; Pomacentridae. The record is from RefSeq and is a predicted model, not a curated record. Gene Ontology annotation, biological process: protein phosphorylation; axon guidance; cell surface receptor protein tyrosine kinase signaling pathway.
CUGCUGCCAUUCGACUCCGGGUUUGAUGCGGUGGUGGAGUCCUCGGUGACCAGCUUACUGUAGCCAGUCCUCCCAGCUACUUUAGCGCACAACUUUUAAUAUCAGCUGUGCGUCGAGUCCGCAGACUUCUCCAGUGCGCAAAUUAGACGUUUUUCCUCAGUUUCAGCCUCAUCCUGCCUCUGAAACCAGGCCAAGCUAGACCUGUCGCGCAACAUCCCCACCACCUUUUGUGGAUUUUUUCCCCCCUCCUGCAGCCAAACAGUCUGGUGCUUAGAAGGAAUUAAAAACACAUAGGGGGGAAAUCAAAGCGCACUUUGCCGGAUUGUUUAGCGAGCAUGGCGAGAAGAUGUGGAAGAAGGUGUGAAGCCGCUGAUGAUGAGGAUUAUUCCUAACAGACGUGCAGUGAGGUACCCUGGUUGCGGAUUCCGGCUGCUCGGUCAUCGACCUGAGGGGGAGAUUUUUGGGGAGAAGUCGUGUGGAGCACAAAGAGCGCAUUAAAGCCCGACUCCCAAGUUUUUACGCAUGCAUCUGCUGUGCGCACUGACAGGACCGAGGUGUUAGAGCAGCUCCAGCACUCUGCUUUUGUUUAGAACUUGUUUUCUCCUCCAGACUUCCAGCACAACACAAAAGUUGGACAAGUUUCCAGUGUGGAGGGAACAAACGCGCUUUGAAUCCACCACCAUCUGAUUAACCGCAUGUAGCCACCGUGCGUAUUUUCUCUGCUGCGGUGUUUUGAACACAGUGUGAGGCUUUUUUUUCCUGAGCUCAAGUCCACUUUAAAUGCGGACUGGUUUGCGGUCAGUGAGUGCAGAGCCGAGCUGUCAGUCGAGUGGCUGUCAGUGCCACUUGGUUUGUAACCCAAGUCCAGCCAUCUCCAACCACGUACCACCAACACCAUGGAGCUGAUAUACACAAGCAUCGUCCUGCUGGGCUGCAUCUUCCUGGACUGGACUCCUCUGGGUGCUGCAGAGGAAGAGGUCCUGAUGAACACUAAGACGGAGACUUCGGAUCUCAAAUGGACCAUCUUCUCGCGUGCCAAACCCGAGUGGGAGGAAGAAAGCGGCUUAGACGAGGAGAACAACAGUGUGAGGAUCUAUCUGAUCUGCCAGAUGAACAGUUCAUCCAGCAACUGGCUGCGCAGCGGCUUCAUCCCGCGACGAGGAGCGUCGUAUGUUUACGUAGAGCUGCGAUUCACCAUGAUGGAGUGUUCGUCCAGAAGCACCCACCACCGCAGCUGUAAGGAGACCUUUAACCUUUACUACUACCAGGCAGACUCCAACGAGGCCACAGCGACGUACCCACCCUGGAUGGAGAACCCUUACGUCAAGGUGGACACAGUGGCUGCAGACUUUCUCCUAACAAAGGAAAGGGAGAGGAAAUUUAAUGUGAAGACCUUACGAAUCGGCCCUCUGUCCAAGAGAGGUUUCUACUUGGCUUUCCAGGCUCAGGGCGCCUGCAUGGCCCUGCUGUCUGUCAGGGUGUUCUUCAAAAAGUGUCCACCCCUUGUCAGCGCUUUGUCCUCUUUCCCCGAGACUGUUCCCCGUACUCUGGUGCAGGAGGCUCAGGGCGUAUGCGUGGACCACGCCGCUCAACAGGGGCCCAGACCUCGGCCGCCAAAGCUCUUCUGCGGGGAAGACGGCCAGUGGGUGGGCCAGCCGACAACCUCCUGCGCCUGCCUACCUGGAUACGAACCAGCCGAGGGACACACGAGAUGCAUAGCCUGUCCUGUGGGUCAGUUCAAGUCCAGCACGGAUGGCCAGUGCACAGGAUGUCCAGGAUUCAGCCACGCCACCAUCAGAGGAGCAUCGGUUUGUGCGUGUCGCUCUGGAUACCUGCGAGCAGAGGCGGACUCUCCCGACACCGCCUGCACUCGAACGCCCUCUGCCCCUCGCAGCAUCAUCCCCCAGAUCAACGACACCACACUGAGCCUGGAGUGGAACGAGCCUUUGGACAACGGCGGCAGAACAGACCUGAGCUACUCGAUCAGGUGCUCCCUGUGCAGGUCACCCAAAGGAUCGUGCAUCCCCUGCGGAGACAGCGUCAGCUACCGGCCCGCUUCGGAAGGCCUGCUGGGUCGCAGGGUGGAGGUGUGGGGCCUCCUGCCACAUACCACGUACACCUUCACCAUCCAGGCGCUCAACGGGGUAUCCGAGCUCAGCGGCAAAGAGCCUGCCAGCGAAAGUGUCAACAUCACCUCAAGCCAUGAUGUGCCGUCGCUGGUGUCUGUGAUUCGGAAGAGCGACUCCACAGAGAGCAGUCUGACUCUGCACUGGUCAGUCCCUGCUCAGCCACACUACACCAUUCUGCAGUAUCAGCUGCGCUACUGUGAGAAGGAGCGGCGCAGUGAGGAUCAGUGCCACUACACAGAGAGCAGCAGAAACCAGGCUGUGCUGACAGACCUCCGCAGGGCCACACAGUACGAAGUGCAGGUUCGGGCCCGCACCUCAGCUGGUUAUGGCAGCUUCAGUCCCGCAGCCAUCUUCCGCACCCUCCCUGAUGGACAUGACUCUGCCUCCCAGUUCUUGGUACCUGGCAUCCUUAUCGCCGUCGGGAUGCUGCUGCUUGUCACUUUCGUCUUUGUGGCCGCCUUCUGCAUACGCCGGCACAGCCGAAUAAAGGAUCCAGAGCUGAGCGACAAAAAUAGCCAGUACCUUGUCGGCCAAGGGGUCAAGGUUUAUAUCGACCCUUUCACCUAUGAGGACCCUAAUGAGGCGGUGCGAGAAUUUGCCAAGGAAAUCAAUGUUUCCUUUGUCAAGAUUGAGGAGGUUAUCGGUGCUGGCGAGUUUGGGGAGGUGUGUCGAGGACGGCUGAAGAUCCCUGGGAAAAAAGAAAACUACGUAGCAAUUAAGACACUGAAGGGAGGCUACACCGAAAAGCAGAGACGAGACUUCUUGUCUGAGGCGUCCAUCAUGGGACAGUUCCAGCAUCCCAACAUCAUCCACCUGGAGGGAAUCAUCACGGCCAGCUGUCCAGUCAUGAUCCUCACUGAGUUUAUGGAGAACGGAGCUCUAGACUCUUUCCUCCGGCUGAAUGACAGCCAGUUUACACCCAUCCAGCUGGUGGGUAUGCUGCGCGGCAUUGCCUCUGGCAUGAAGUACCUGGCAGAAAUGAGCUACGUCCACCGAGACCUGGCUGCCCGCAACAUCCUGAUCAACAGCAACCUGGUGUGCAAGGUGUCUGACUUCGGCUUGUCGCGCUUCCUGCAGGAGAACUCCUCUGACCCAACCUACACCAGCUCUCUGGGAGGUAAAAUCCCAAUCCGCUGGACAGCACCAGAAGCGAUCGCCUUCAGAAAGUUUACCUCUGCCUCAGAUGUGUGGAGCUAUGGCAUUGUCAUGUGGGAGGUCAUGUCUUUUGGAGAGAGACCCUACUGGGACAUGAGCAACCAGGAUGUAAUCAAUGCCAUAGAGCAGGACUACCGGCUGCCACCGCCGCCUGACUGCCCCACACACCUGCACCAGCUGAUGUUGGACUGCUGGCAGAAGGAUCGCUCGGCGCGCCCUCGCUUUGCGGACCUUGUUAGUGCUCUGGACAAACUGAUCCGCAACCCUGCAUCACUGAAAAUAGUGGCUCAAGAAGGAGCGGGGCCGUCCUACCCCCUACUGGAUCAGCGUGCACCUUUAUCUCUUUCACCGUGCGCUACAGUCGGGGAAUGGCUGAGGGCCAUCAAGAUGGAGCGCUAUGAAGACAGCUUCCUGCAGGCCGGUUUCAACUCAGUCGACCAGCUGGCCCAAAUUACCACACAGGAUCUGCUGCACAUGGGAGUGACUUUGGCCGGGCAUCAGAGGAAAAUCCUUUCCAGUAUUCAGACAAUGACCUUUCGGAACAAGAGCACUGCAACUGUGACCUUCUAGCAGACCUGCCUUCUACCCUGGAUGAGAACACCAGCACACAGGUGCCGCCGUGUACUGAGAGCACUCUGGAUCCUCUCCUGUGACCCACUUUGAACACAGGCUCCAAGGGACUUUGGAGAAUUUAUUCAUGACCAAGAAAAAAAGGCAAAAAAGAAAAUUAAAUCAGCAGAUAAGGAUGACUGAUGAGACAGUUGUCUAGAGACUGUCAGGACUCCAGUGACCCGUGACCACGCCAUAAAGCUGUGCAGACUGACUCAGCCUCAUUUUUACAGUUUGUGGUCAGUGUUUUUACAUCUACCUAAGGUUAGGACUCAAUACAUGUGCCAAACCAAGAGGAGCGACAGACCAGAGUUUACACAGUUUCUGUAGUAUCACGUCAUUUUGAAAACAGGACAGUUUACUAGUGUGUUGUCCCAAAAUGUCACUUUUACCUUUCACCAAAGGAGACUAAAAAAAAGCCAAUUCAAGAUGUUUAGUUUUCGUAUUGUGUGUAAUUAUGAAUGAGAACUGCUUUCACCUUGGGUGUCUUGCAUUAAUCCAUCUGGAUUACAUUACUUCACAGACACCUUUCACGUCAAGACUGAACAUUUCAACGGUGGGAUUUUACUUCAUUUCAUUUCCCUACUGAGUUUAACAUUACCUCCUCUUUACUCAGGUGUGGUGUGUAAUGCAGACUUUGGAGAGCGCUGUACUUGCCCUAAUCAUACUCCUCUCAUCUUCCACUGUCUGGCUUUUCCCUCGCCAGCUCAGCAACCUGUGAGGAGAACAAAGACACAGAGACAUAUCAGCAGUUUUGUUGUUUCAAAAUGAAUUGUAAUCUUCAGUUAACUCCAUGUGUUUCUCUUGGAGCGUAGAAACUGGCUAUUUCUACUGCUGGUGUUUCUGCUGGCAGCUCAGUUUUAUUAUAGUCAGACUGAACAAGGACCAAGUGGACUCAGAGACCAGAGAACACUGUAGAAUUGGAUUUCUUUGUAGAAGUUUACCAAGGAAGCUAUCUGGCCUCAAAUCUUGUUUUUCUUGAUAUAACUGAUAAAUUUUUAAUUCUCUUACUCUGUAUUCUCCAUCUUCCAGUGCCAUUCAUUCGUCUUUGUGGACUUAAAUGCCAAUUUUAUAAAGCAGAAAUCUCUCA